Messenger RNA from Raphanus sativus (radish), 1264 nucleotides. RefSeq names its product histidine kinase 2-like. Lineage: Eukaryota; Viridiplantae; Streptophyta; Magnoliopsida; Brassicales; Brassicaceae. The coding region runs from base 629 to 967 and encodes 112 amino acids. The transcript has 3 exons. The record is from RefSeq and is a predicted model, not a curated record.
UUAAAUCCAACAACCCUAAACCUAUGUUCAGUCGAAACGUCUUUGAACUCUGCCUCUUUCACUUCAUCGUUCCUCUGUAAUUGCUGUAACAGCCACACUGAUUCAUCAAUUUAGUGAUGUCUUUAUUCACUCCUUUAUUUUUCCUUUCCGCAUUCUCCUAUAUAGAUCUAACCAAAAAAAAAAAAUCACAUCAAACUAUAGCAACCAAAGCGGCUUUAUCCACCAGAAAGGCUCCAGUGGCUCAGCUCAACAACGAUGUCUCCCCUGUCUUGGCCGAUCAACUUUCACAUCGCUACCUUGCAGCAGCUCGAUCUCACCAAACACCUUCUUCGCGACGAGGAACUACAGGAUCACUCACCACAAAUACACUAUUGGCUUCAGUCACAUCUUUAUCCUCUGUGAUUCUUUUUUUCUGUUCUUAUCGUUUUUGAUUCUUCAGUCACAGGGAUGCUGAAGUUGCUGAUGGACACUGAUCUUGACGCUAAACAAAUGGACUCUGCUGAAACCGCUCACGGCAGUAGGAAAGAUCUCAUAUCGUUGAUAAACGAGGUUCUUGAUCAGGCAAAGAUUGAGUCAGGAAGGAUUAAGCUCGAAAACGUGCCUUUUGAUCUCCGCUUUCUCAUGGAUAAUGUUUCAUCACUCCUCUCUGGCAAGGUUGCUGAAAAAAGGAAUCGAGCAACUGUUUGUUUUGUGGCAAGAACGGUUGGCUGUUUAUGUUUCUAGCAAUGUUCCAGCUGUUAUAAUUGGUGAUCCAAGUCGGUUCCGACAGAUAAUCACAAACCUUGAACUUAGAAAACUAUUGAUGAGGUGGUUACUUUCAAGCUAUGAAGCACGGGGACGGCAAUUCACUGCCGUAUCACGUACCAGCGGCGUUUCAGGGACGGGGACGUGGUGGGGACAGUGUGGGAACGUUUCCGAAACGUUUCAGAGUCGGUGGGGACGGCAAAUAUUUGUGGAGACGGCGUAGUUAGGUUUAGAAAACGUUUCUGAAACGUUUCUAACUUAAACUCAGUAUAUUAUUUUGUAAAAGAUUUGGUUGAUUGCUUUUUUUAUGUCUUUAGUUUUGGAAAACAAUUGAAAAAGGAAAUACGUCCUUAGUUAAGCAUAGUUAAACGAUUAGGAUUACAAAGUUUUAAACCAUUUUCUGAUCUCAAUCGUAAGCAAACUCUUAUUGUCUUCGUCUUCUUUCUUCAAUUGUCAAUUUUCAUCAUUUUUAAGAAAAACACUGUAAGCAUUAUAAUAAACUCUGUUUUUGGUUUGCCAA